GAAAGGUGGUCUAGAUGAUUGCCGAUGCAGAAGUACUGGAUGGGUUGGUAACUGACAGGAGAGGCGGAGUAGGUGUCGUAGUAGUCAGAUGUAAAAAAUGAGGACGGGAUAUCGUAGGUAGGUUCCUCGUUAGGCCUCUUCCUUAACACAAUGCCACAAAGCAAGGUGUGUUCGAAAUCGUAAGGGAGGAGGCGGCUGGGUAUGUCUGGAAAAAUGAGAGGGCGGAUUCGAUAAAGAUCGAGAAGAUCUGGGACGUGGCUCUGCGAAAUAAGUUGCAGGUUUCGUUCUUGUACGUUGGCUAUUCCUUUCAAAAGCUUAACCCUCUGAGUGUUCUCGUAACUCGGGCGUACUAGGCUUUCGAAGUAAUCUAUCAACGGAAUUUGUUCGUGCCGCAGGGAUAUGAAGAUUAAAAGUUCUCUCCGUGCUCUGUCGGAGAUGUUGGAGUAUCUCCUCGAGACUGCGAGAAUUUCUCCUACAGAUGGCGGAAUGGUAAAAAAUGGAUUGGGUGAGAGCGAGUGCAUCGUUUAUGUCGAGGAUGAUAUCCUCGAUCGGAUCAAUUGGUGAAGACGAAGCAGAGGAGUCUUGAUACAACUCAGUGAUCUGUUCGACCGUUCCUUCCACGUCU
This is a messenger RNA of Serpula lacrymans var. lacrymans S7.9, 625 nucleotides long. RefSeq lists its product as uncharacterized. Lineage: Eukaryota; Fungi; Basidiomycota; Agaricomycetes; Boletales; Serpulaceae. The transcript has a single exon. The record is from RefSeq and is a predicted model, not a curated record. The coding region runs from base 400 to 564 and encodes 54 amino acids.